UCGACUUCGCUCGAGCUUGCCCUGAAGACGCGCCACGCCCCCUCCCCUACCUAAGCCAGACAGGGAGCAGGGAUGGAAACGGCGUCCGCAACCCAGCGCCAAGCAGACGUGGACUCUGCGCCCGCUCCCCGGGACCUUCGGCGUUAAGGAGAACUCCGAAGAGAGCGGGGGGAGUGGAGGGGAACGGCGGCGACAAAGCGGAUUUGAAACUAGGCGUCAAGGAGGACGUGGGGAGCUGGCGCCGCAGGAGCUACCGAGGCGGCGGCCAGGGGAGCCUCGCGGCCUGCGGGAGCUCCCGGCGGUCAUGGGCGAGUCGGCGGUGGGGCGCCCGGGAGCCGGCUGAGCGCCGGGGCCCUUAUUUCCCGGGGGAGUGGGCGAGACUCCGCUGGCGCCGGGUGCCCUGGGCCUGGGGGCUGCCCCUGGGGGCCCGGCCAUGGCCGGUCGAGGUUUCAGCUGGGGCCCGGGCCACCUGAACGAGGACAACGCGCGCUUUCUGCUGCUGGCCGCGCUCAUCGUGCUCUACCUGCUGGGCGGCGCCGCCGUCUUCUCCGCGCUGGAACUGGCGCACGAACGCCAGGCCAAGCAGCGCUGGGAGGAGCGCCUGGCCAACUUCAGCCGCGGCCACAACCUGAGCCGCGACGAGCUGCGCGGCUUCCUCCGCCACUACGAGGAGGCCACUCGGGCCGGCAUCCGCGUGGACAACGUCCGCCCGCGUUGGGACUUCACCGGCGCCUUCUACUUCGUGGGCACCGUCGUGUCCACCAUAGGGUUUGGGAUGACAACUCCGGCAACAGUAGGUGGAAAAAUCUUUCUUAUCUUUUACGGCCUUGUUGGGUGUUCCAGCACCAUCUUGUUCUUCAACCUCUUCCUGGAGCGCCUGAUCACCGUCAUCGCCUACAUCAUGAAGUCGUGCCACCAGCGGCAGCUCCGGAGACGAGGGGCCCUGCCCCAGGAGAGCCUGAAGGAUGCGGGGCAGUGCGAGGUGGACAGCCUGGCUGGCUGGAAGCCCUCCGUGUACUAUGUCAUGCUGAUCCUAUGCACGGCCUCCGUCCUCAUCUCCUGCUGCGCCUCGGCCAUGUACACCCCCAUCGAAGGCUGGAGCUACUUUGACUCACUCUACUUCUGUUUCGUGGCUUUCAGCACCAUCGGCUUUGGGGACCUGGUCAGCAGCCAGAACGCCCACUAUGAGAGCCAAAGCCUCUAUCGCUUUGCCAACUUCGUCUUCAUCCUCAUGGGUGUCUGCUGCAUCUACUCCUUGUUCAAUGUCAUCUCUAUCCUCAUCAAACAGUCCUUGAACUGGAUCCUGAGGAAAAUGGACAGCGGGUGCUGCCCGCAAUGCCAGAGAGGACUCUUGCGAUCACGCAGGAACGUGGUGAUGCCAGGCAGCAUCCGGAACCGCUGCAAUAUCUCCAUAGAGACAGACGGAGUGGCAGAGAGUGACACAGACGGGCGCCGGCUCUCGGGAGAGAUGAUCUCCAUGAAGGACUUGCUGGCAGCCAACAAGGCCUCGCUGGCCAUCCUGCAGAAGCAACUGUCUGAGAUGGCCAAUGGCUGCCCCCACCAGACCAGCACGCUGGCCCGGGAAAAUGAAUUCUCAGGGGGCGUGGGAGCCUUUGCAAUCAUGAACAACAGGUUAGCAGAGACCAGCGGGGACAGAUAGAAGCCAGGAGUGGAUGCUGGGCAGAGGCCAGAGUAGAAUGGAGGAUGACUGCCGCCCAGGGGACGAGCUCAGCCCCACGCCUUGGCUCUAUUCCUUCUGGGAGCUGUUCCUGGGAGCUUCCACAAGCCCAUCUUUAGAAAUCUGAUCUGGGUUCUAACCAACAGCCACCUUCCAGGGAUGGGGGGCCUGAAGCCUCAAUGCUUGUCUCCUGAUCCUUAUUCUUUAAGUCUAAAUUCAGUCUUUUCAAAAUAAAUCACAAAAGCAGCAUUAGACAUUGCCUUGUUUCUUUAAUCUUGUUUCAGAGCUUUAACUGCCUGGGGAGAUA
This is a messenger RNA of Mandrillus leucophaeus (drill), 1985 nucleotides long. RefSeq names its product potassium channel, two pore domain subfamily K, member 13 (gene KCNK13). NCBI's taxonomy places the organism in Eukaryota, Metazoa, Chordata, Mammalia, Primates, Cercopithecidae. Gene Ontology annotation, cellular component: membrane. Gene Ontology annotation, biological process: potassium ion transmembrane transport; stabilization of membrane potential. The transcript has 2 exons. The record is from RefSeq and is a predicted model, not a curated record. Gene Ontology annotation, molecular function: potassium ion leak channel activity. Bases 434 to 1660 code for a protein of 408 amino acids.